AUGGUACAAUACUUCAGGCUUCGGCUCCUCCUAGCCGUCACAUUCGUUUCGCUCGCUGCUGCGCAGUCAGAUCUACCAUCGCAGAUAACUGCCGCCGGCGCAUCACCUACAGGAACUGGCUCUUACCCACCAUGCGCGGCAGUCUGCCUGGCUGACGCAACUGGAGCGCUGGAGUGCUCGGAGAACGACUCGCGAUGUUUAUGUUCACAUCAGAAGGACGUCCGGACGUCGGUAGAGCAGUGUUUGUCAGUGUCAGACGCCUGUUCGCCGGACGACGCAUCAGCCGCGGCGUCGUACUAUGAGAAGGUGUGCCAAGGUCUGGGACUGGAUCAGGACGGCGAGCCUCUGCUCGCAAUCGCAACCGGCGGCAUUGCCACUGCUCCAAAUGUUGCUGGGCCAGGCCCAACAUCGCCCAGCUCAACGCCCAGUUCGAGCGCCACAGCUUCUUCUACGCCGACAGCUUCAACAGCCAAGGACAAUGACGACAACGAAAAGGAUGAUCAGGACGACGGGGCGAUGUCUAUCGCCACAGUCGCUGGUAUCGCUGUUGGCUGCACCUUUAUUGUGGUGGCGGUUAUCAGCGGCCUGAUCUUCAUGUAUAUUAGAAGGAGAGACGACGAUGAGGAGAUGGUGCAUGGAAUUGCAUCGCAAGUUAAGCCGAAGCCAGAGUCCGACAGCUCAGCAUCUUCCUUCAAGACUCCAGCGCAGAAAGUGUCCGAGAAGACAGCAGAAUAUUCUCUAACAUCAUUACCAUCGCCUCAGCCACCACCUAAAUACACUAGAAGUAAUCCAACACCAACAAUAGCGGCCCGUCGCAACAACCAUUCAGCGAAACCGCUACCAAAUACUACUCCGUCCGCGACGUUAAACAACUCCUCCUAUCCCUUCCCUUUCGGCGACAAGAACGCAGCCGAGGCGUCCGUUACGAGCCUCGCCCUACCCAACUCAGCCUCCAAACCAGUUUCUGCGAUGAUCGUGCAGCCCUCGCCGGUACGCUCACAGUUCUCAGAACAAGGCAGCAUUUACUCCGUGUCUAGCAUCCACUCGGAAGAACUGCAGGUCAACCGCGCGAGCGAAGCACGGCGGAGUAGACCCAACACAUUCUACAACCUGUACACACACGGUGCGGAGGGUCAUAGCAACACAGACCUCAGUCCAGCCCAGCAGGCCGUGGGCAAAGGCCAAGGAAGUCUCCGACGCAAUAAAUUCGACACGCGAGUUGACGUACCUUUACCUCUCAACACUCAACACACCAAAGCCUCGGGAGCUAACGAAAACCCUUUCACCACACCCUCAGACGAGAUCCAUAAUCCAUUCAACACAAGCACAUCAACCAUCGAGCGCCCCAACCCACUACGAUCGCAUCCGAGCCGGAAAGGCCAGAAUCCACUGACGCAGAGACCUGGCUUGGCGAAGAGCACGGGCAGCUUUGGGAAGUUCGACUUCGAGAUCGACGAGGAGAAUAGGAAGAGUAGUGGAAGGCGGAGCUCGGGCUUGAUGAGGAACAGCUUCUUCAGUGGGUUGGAUUUGGGCUUUGGGAAGUCUUGA
Cyphellophora attinorum is the source of this 1548-nucleotide messenger RNA. RefSeq lists its product as uncharacterized. The record is from RefSeq and is a predicted model, not a curated record. Bases 1 to 1548 code for a protein of 515 amino acids. Lineage: Eukaryota; Fungi; Ascomycota; Eurotiomycetes; Chaetothyriales; Cyphellophoraceae. The transcript has a single exon.